Molecule: messenger RNA, 1894 nt
Organism: Lampris incognitus (smalleye Pacific opah)
Lineage: Eukaryota; Metazoa; Chordata; Actinopteri; Lampriformes; Lampridae
Gene: nprl2
Product: NPR2 like, GATOR1 complex subunit
Exons: 11
Coding region: 377-1528 (383 amino acids)
Biological process (GO): cellular response to amino acid starvation; negative regulation of TORC1 signaling; positive regulation of autophagy
Cellular component (GO): vacuolar membrane; GATOR1 complex
Molecular function (GO): GTPase activator activity
Source: RefSeq, a predicted model, not a curated record
CGAGCGACGACUUGUCAGAUCUGCCGGAGCAAUGAAAGUUAAUGUGCUCGACGACAUUAUUUAUUUGUUUAUAACACGUAAGAGCUGAGCUGCCUGUCCUGUAGGACUGUCGCUAACGACUUGGUUAGCUAAGCCUUACUUUACUUUAGCUGUCUGGCGAACAGCGUAACGUUAACCUGCGCUAACAUGACCAACAAGGAAGGCGGAGAUGUGUGUUAUUUUACAAGACUCGCGUUGAACUAGCGGUGGACUUUGAGGCACGGUAUGCUGCCGUCUGAAUAGCGUUAUUCUAAUCGGAGUGGGCCUUAUAAGACGAAUAGUCUCUCCUCUCUCGUUAAGGUUGGAAAUUCAUUGACGUAACGUCGCGGUGUGUCAGAUGAUUAUAAUGGGCAUGGCCAGUCAGAUUGAGUGUAUAUUCUUCAGUGAGUUUCAUCCCACCUUGGGCCCAAAGAUCACUUACCAGGUUCCAGAGGAGUACAUUUCUCGUGAGCUCUUUGACACGGUGCAGGUUUACAUUAUCACCAAGCCAGAGCUGCAAAACAAACUUAUUACUGUAACUGCGAUGGGAAAGAAACUAACUGGAUGUCCAGUGUGCAUUGAGCAUAAAAAAUACAGUCGCAAUGCCUUGCUCUUUAACCUUGGCUUUGUAUGUGAUGCUCAAAUGAAGACCUGUGCCCUUGAACCAAUUGUGAAGAAGCUAGCCGGGUACCUCACAACUCUGGAGCUGGAGAGUGGCUUCAUAUCCAACGAGGAGAGUAAGCAAAAACUUUUACCCAUAAUGUCAACCUUGUUAGAGGAGCUCAACGCCACAGGAGCUUGCACCUUACCCAUAGACGACUCUAACACUAUUCACUUGAAGCUGAUUGAGCAGCGCAAGGAUCCCAUGAUUGUUCAGGAGUAUGAUGUGCCUGUCUUCACUCAGUGCAAAGACCACUUCAUCAAAUCCCAAUGGGAUCUCACCACGCAACAGAUCUUGCCUUAUAUCGAUGGGUUUAGGCAUGUCCAGAAAAUUUCUGCUGAGGCGGAUGUUGAGCUGAAUCUCGUCCGUAUUGCUGUGCAGAAUUUGCUGUAUUACAGUGUUGUAACCUUGGUGUCUAUAUUUCAGUAUUCUAAUGUGUACUGUACAACCCCCAAAGUCCAGAGCCUCAUAGAUGACAAGUCCAUUCAGGAGGAGUGCCUCAGCUAUGUCACUAAGCAAGGUCAGAAGCGGGCCAGUCUGAGAGAUGUGUUUCAGCUGUACUGUGGUCUGACUCCAGGAACCACUGUUCGGGACCUUUGUUCCCGCUACUCCCAGCAGCUUCAGAGGAUUGACGAGAGGAGGCUCAUCCAGUUUGGUUUGAUGAAACGUCUGAUCCGAAGACUACAGAAGUAUCCCGUAAAGGUGAUCCGCGACGAGAGGAGUCGGCCACCUCGCCUCUACACUGGUUGCCAUAGUUAUGAUGAAAUCUGCUGCAAAACAGGAAUGAGCUACAAAGAACUGGAUGAGAGACUUGAGAACGACCCAAACAUUAUUGUGUGCUGGAAGUGAGGGAGAAAGCCAUUUCAAAAUAAGGAAAACGGAGUUGGAGUCAUACAGUACAGAUGCUUAAAUUUCUGUCUCUUAGACGACAUUGAUAUGCAACCAAAGAUGCCUGUUUUCCCUGCCCCUGGUGUCCCAAACCAUUGAUGGGGAUAAAGUUGUUAGAGAUGAUGUUUAAACGGUGAAGGAAGCAGUUCAUCGUAGUUGUCCGUAGUAUUUUUUUUUAUUCCCUCCCUUUUUUGGAGGGGUGUCAUUCAUUUUUUUUUUUUGUCCCUGAUUAAAUGGACAAAAGUGUGAAUGAUACUAACACAAGGAAGGUCAUUUAUGUACCACUAUUGUUUUUUGUUGACAUAUGUGAUCAAUAAAAAGUCAUCA